This is a messenger RNA of Arxiozyma heterogenica, 903 nucleotides long. It is a transcript of the gene MRPL1, whose product is annotated as mitochondrial 54S ribosomal protein uL1m MRPL1. The record is from RefSeq and is a predicted model, not a curated record. Gene Ontology annotation, molecular function: structural constituent of ribosome. The coding region runs from base 1 to 903 and encodes 300 amino acids. NCBI's taxonomy places the organism in Eukaryota, Fungi, Ascomycota, Saccharomycetes, Saccharomycetales, Saccharomycetaceae. The transcript has a single exon. Gene Ontology annotation, cellular component: mitochondrial large ribosomal subunit.
AUGUUAUCAAACAUGCUUAAAUUCUCCUCGAGUAAGGGGUUAUUACCAUUCUCUAAUUUAAUUUUGAAAAAUUUAUUUUCUACCACAAACAAGAGAUUGAUCUUGCAAAUGGAUGACUCCUUAGAUAUAUCCAUCAAUUCAAACGUAAGUAAGUUAACUAAAGAACAAUUGAAACGCAGGGAAUUGAAACGUAAAGUGAAACAAAAGAUUAAAGCCAGAUUACCUGCACAUGCCGACCCAUUAUAUGUGACUAUUCCCAAUGCCUUAAGAAUCAUUAGAGCAUUGGAAGUAGGUCAACCAGAAUCUCAACAGACUAUCUCUAUCACAAUACAAGUGAUUAAUGAAAAGGGUGUGACUCCAUUGAAUGGCGAUAUCCAAUUGCCUCAUCCCUUAAAGGCUUCUAGAAUCAUUGCUUUUAGUAAUGACUCUGAAAAAUUGCAAAAAGUAUCGUCUUUAUGUAUGGCGACAGGUGGACAAGAUUUAAUAGAUAAGAUAGUUAAUGGAGAUUUACCGGUCACUGAGAUUGAUAAAUCCUUUGCCACAUCAGAUAUUUUGCCUAAAUUGAAUCAACAACUAGGUAAAUUGCUGGGUAGACGUGGGGUCUUACCUAACGUUAAAAAGGGCACUGUAGCCGAAGAUUUAUUACAAUUGAUUCAAAAUAAUGUUAGUAAAAUACCAUUUAAACAGCAUGGUACUGAGACAGCAUCCAUUAACAUUAGUGUUGGCAAAUGUUCAAUGUCAGAUCAACAGAUUUUGGAAAAUAUUAUUGCAGCUAGAAAUGCAGUGAUGGAUGCAGCUAAAAUACAAAAGGAUAAAGCUGCAAAGAAACAUCAGGUUAGUAUCUUAGGGCGAACCACUUUAACUAGUACACAUGGUCCUGGAUUGGUCAUUGAUUUUGUUUAA